Hydatigera taeniaeformis is the source of this 603-nucleotide messenger RNA. Lineage: Eukaryota; Metazoa; Platyhelminthes; Cestoda; Cyclophyllidea; Taeniidae. The record is from the annotation of a GenBank genome assembly.
AUGCGCCAGCGAGUGAUUCUCCCCAUCAGGCUUUACGGAUCGUCCUCUAUCACUUUAAAUGAAAGACUAGAGAACUCCGCUCUACGAAGGAGAGUUGGAAAUCCACUGGGGAUUCGACGUUCAAAUGCCCAAAGAACUCCCGUCGCUCUUAGGCUAGGUCAGCAGCUUAAUAAUUCUGCUAGGGGACGGGGACGGCCAAGAAAAGUUGAUCGGCGAGAGUAUGUUGCUCUAUGUGCUUUCAUCUCAAAUGGCAUCGGUUUCUGCACCCAUUCGUCGAACUGUCCCCCUUACCUCUGGUCGGGUAACUUCCGUGGUGGCGGUGGUGGUGGCGGUGGCAGCAGCAGCGUCCGUGGGCGUUCCGUUCUUACCCGUGGACGUGGGGCAUCGCGCGCUCUAGCCAAGCGUCGAGGAACGCGUCGCUUUAAUCGAGGUGCAGCUGCAAAUCCACAACAAAUGCGUGCUGAUCUUGACAAGGAGCUAAAUGAGUACAUGGGUGUCACCUUCCCUAUCUUUUCUCUAUUUAUCGUUACCCAUUUUGCCCUUGUGGCUUUUGCUAAGAAGUUUAGACGAUUGGAUACAAUGAAGUGGUGUGCUUCGACUUGA